Messenger RNA from Lolium rigidum, 3006 nucleotides. RefSeq names its product disease resistance protein RGA5-like. Gene Ontology annotation, biological process: defense response to other organism. Gene Ontology annotation, molecular function: ADP binding. Bases 265 to 3006 code for a protein of 913 amino acids. The record is from RefSeq and is a predicted model, not a curated record. The transcript has 4 exons. Lineage: Eukaryota; Viridiplantae; Streptophyta; Magnoliopsida; Poales; Poaceae.
UCCCUCCAACCAAGCAGCCAAGAACUCCUCCGUAUUGAGGCUGCCUGCAGAGCAGACCAACCGGAGAAAUCCUUCCCACUCUCGCCAGUCUUUCUUGCUCCUUAAACGUGAAGAGAAUUGUCUCCGGUGAUCAGGCGGUGACCACAGAGGAAAUCAAAUAUUGGCUUCCCAAUAUCUGAGUUCAAAGCUCAGGUCACCUACUAUCAUCUGUGAAGUACUUUUGUGUGGCUUCAGUGAGUAACACAGGAUAUCACCCUAUCAACCAUGGCAGUGAGCGCUUCCACGGGUGUGAUGAACUCGCUCCUUGGGAAGCUCACUACCCUGAUGGGGGAUGAGUAUCGGAAGCUCAAAGGUGUGCGCAAUAAGGUUGUGUCCCUUCAUGAAGAGUUCAGUAGCAUGAAUGCUCUUCUUGUAAAGCUGGCAGGAAUGGACGAGCUUGAUGUUCAGGCUAAGGUGUGGAGAGACCAAGUGAGGGAGAUGUCCUAUGAUAUUGAAGACUGCAUCGAUGACUUCAUGCAUGACCUUGAAGUAAAAGGUGCAACCACUGGGUUUCUCAAGAAGACAGCUGAGCGCUUUAAGAAGCUCAAGGUGCGUCAUCAAAUUGCCAACAAGAUCAACGGGAUUGAGGCUCGUGUACUUCAAUUGCAUGAGCGGCGCAUAAGGUACAAGCUUGAUGAGUACAACCCUACGACCAGUAUUGUCCAUAUUGAUCCACGAGCACUCGCUAUUUUUGCGGAUGCGGCUGGUCUCGUGGGUAUUAAUACCCCCAGAGAUGAGCUUAUUGAGUUGUUGAUGGAUCAAGGUCAAGAGCUGAAGGUGGCUUCUAUUGUGGGAUUUGGAGGUCUCGGAAAAACCACCCUUGCAAAUGAAGUGUGCCGUGAGAUCAAAGGGAAGUUUACCUGUCAUGCAUUUGUAUCAGUAUCUCUAAAGCCUGAUAUACCGAGGCUUCUCCGGAAUUUAUUAUUGAAGCUUACGAGGGAACAGUUGUCUCCAAGUAGCAGCUUGGAUGAUGUGAUUACAAAUAUCAGAGAGUAUUUAUUGAAUGAGAGGUACUUUAUCAUAAUUGAUGAUUUAUGGGAUACGUUAGCAUGGGAUAUUAUUAAAUGUGCUUUCCCAGAAAAUAAUCAUGGCAGUAGAGUGCUAACAACUACCAGGAUUUAUUCGGUUGCUGCUGCUUGUUGCUCUAAAAGCAGAGGAUGUGUUUUUAAGAUGAAAUAUCUUAAUGAGCAUGAUUCAAGAAGAAUGUUUUUUAGCAGAAUAUUUGGUUCAGAAAAUUCCUGCCCUACUGAAUUAGUAGACGUUUCAAUGGAUAUUCUGAAAAAAUGUGGUGGUCUGCCACUUGCUAUCAUCAGUAUAUCAAGCCUUCUAGCUGAUCAACCAAAGACAACAUUUGAGUAUGUAAGGAAGUCUCUCGGAUGCAUGUUUGACGGAAAUCCUACUCUUGAUCAGAUGAGGCAAAUUUUGGAGCUCAGCUUCAGAAACCUUCCUAACCAUCUUAAGACAUGUUUGCUCUAUCUUGGUAUGUAUCCAGAGGAUCAUGUGAUAUGGACGUUUUAUUUGUUGAGGCAAUGGAUCGCAGAAGUUUUCGUGCGUCCAACCCCUGGGCUCGAUGCAGAGGAUGUUGCAAUAAGCUAUUUCAAUGAGCUUAUUAAUAGGAGCAUGAUCCAGCCUGUGGAUACCGACGAUGGUGGAGAGGUGUUGAGCUGCAGAGUACAUGAUAUAAUGCUAGAUGUCAUCAGAUCCAAGAUUGAAGAAGAAAAUUUUAUUUCUGUGCUAAGUGACCCGGACGCUGUGUUAGGGAUGCACAGAAAUAUCCGGAGAGCUUCAUUCCAAUGCUCUGGUGAAGAGUGCAGACUGACAUCAGCAAUGGUCAACGGGUCAUUAUCAAAAGUUCGAUCAGUCUAUGCUUUUGGAGGGUUUUCUUGCCAAUCUGUGAUGCUACUGAAAUAUAUCCGAGUUCUACAUCUAGAUAUGGGCUUUGCCAGAAAUAAUGUGCUAGAUCUCACUGGUAUAUCUAAGUUGUUUCUAUUGAGAUGCUUAAAUGUGGUUGGCGAUACGAGGAUUGAGCUACCUAGCCAAAUUGGUGAGCUACAGCAAUUGGAGACACUUGAUUUAGCAGUACCCGUAUCCGUCUCCAAUCUUCCAUCUGAUAUUGUUAGUUUGCCUCUGCUGUUGCAUCUCAGUGUUUACGGACAUAGAGGUUUUCCCGACGGAAUUGGCAGAUUGAGACUUCUGCGAACUCUACGGAUGUUUGGUUUAGAGAGGAACUCCGUGGAGAAUAUCAAGGGCCUAGGCGAGAUGACCAGCCUAAGAUAUUUUACUUUUCAAUGGUCGGGAAAUGACUUGGUGGAAGGGGCAAGACGUAUGGAUGUCUUGCGUUCUUCUCUACAAAGGAUCAGCGGCAGCCUCAGGAUCCUUCAAUUUCAUCCUGGUAAUUUGGAUUCUGAGGGAUUAGAUGGCUGGACCACAUUUUCCCCUCCACCUAUCCAUCUUCGAGAUAUGAUGAUGUCGGGCUGCGUGUUUUCGAUGAUCCCCAAGUGGUUUGGUCAUCUUCGGGACCUCCAAAGCUUGCGUUUCACGGUCAGGGCUGCAGGUUUGAAGGAUGAUGGCGUUGCUAUUCUUGCAGGGUUGCCAUCACUUGUCUUUCUCCAGUUGGGCUCAGAAAAACCUCUCGAAGAAAGGGUGCGCAUCCCUGGCAGCGGCAUUGCAUUCCGAGCUCUCAAAGAGUUCUUUCUCUGUUGUUGGGCUCCGUUGUUGACUUUUGAAGCGGGUGCUAUGCCUGUGCUCAAGAAGCUUUUUCUACUGUUAAUACCGAGUCGUUGCGAGAGUGGUGGGUCUGUGGAGGGUCCACUAGAUGGCAUUGAGCACUUGCCAGCUGGCCUCAGAGAAAUCGAUAUAAGGAUCAAGGGCGAAAGAGAUGAGGAUGGAGAGGCUCUGAAGUCUUCUUUGAAGAUUGCAUUUGAGGAGCAUCAUCCAGGCGCUGCCUUGGACAUCCGGUGUCGGUGA